GAUAUUAAAAUGGCGGAUGUCUCAAGUAAUGACCGAAAAAUAAAGACAUCUAAAAACGGAAAACUUGUAAAGAAACGUUUACGAAAUCCGGAAGGUAACAUUAAGUUUUUUAAAUUCUGUGUAUAUAAUGUUACAGUUUCUUUUACAAGGACUUUUAUGUACUUUAUAAUUAUCAUUUAGUUCAUGUUAAAUUGAUAAAUUUAUGACUCUUACUACCUUUUUUUAAUAUGUAACUUUAAACAAAACAUUUGAAAUGUUUUUAUUAAAUGUAUUCAUUUUUAAAAUCGUUAAACAAAUAAAUCUAAGCAUUCCUCUAGGAAUUUAUUACACAUCUGUAUGGCAUGAAAACAGUUACAAAAAAAAUCACACAAACACCGUUAAAAUUGAAAAUUUUAUCAACUUUCAUUUGAAUAGAUAAAGAAUGGCACAAACAAAAACAGAAACGUUUAAGAAUAGCUGGACUCGAGUAUAUAAAUGCAAAUGGAAAAGUAGUACCACCAAAACAACCUGGACCUGACUGCAAUUGUAGACGAAAAUGUUUCCAAAGGGUUCCAGAAGAUGUCAGGUUAAAAACAUUUCAAGGCUUUUAUUCUAUGAAAACUCAUGACGAACAAAAUGCUUAUCUAUUUGGCUUGAUGAGGCAAGUGGAUGUAAAAAGAAAAAGAGUCAAAACAAGCAGUCGCCGUACAUGUACAUUUGAAUAUUUUGUCAGGGUUAAAGGAAGGGAAACCCAAGUAUGUCAAACAGCUUUUAAAAACAUUCAUGCUAUAACAGAAAGGAAAGUAAGAGUCCUUUGCAAAAAAAUGGAUGACGGUAUUAUGUUUCCUAGUGAUAAUAGAGGUAAAAAUAGCCAUAGGAGAUCAGGUGAAGUUCGACUUCCAAAUGGUGUAAUAGACCAAAUAAAGAGUCACAUUUAUUCCAUUGUGCACACUCAUAGAUUAAAAGAUUUUAUUAGAUUGGAUAAAAUUGCUGGAUUAGAAAUCAAUAUAUCUAAAAUGUGGAAGGACUAUAUUAAGACAUAUGAUCCAGAUAAUAUAUCAGCUACAAUGCCAAAAUCAAAAAGAAACAUGGAAAUAGCUUUACCGAGUGAGCCAAGCCACCAGUCCCUACAGGCACCCACUCAAGAAUCUUUUACCCUGUAUCCUGGCAGUGGUCAACUUGUUAAUAUAGCAGAGAAUUAUUUUCAAAAUCAAUACCAAACCACAGCCUUAACAACAGCAGCAACCCAAACAAAUUUUUAUCAGACUCAGAAUAACACUCAAGGUAUGGGUAUACUCCUACAAUCCACGGUCACGAGACCUGCACAACCUACAACAGCUUUUAUUGUGCUCCAAGCUAAACCAGAACCAAGCCAAGACACAACACUAGCUAUUAGUGACAUCUCAUUUACUCAAAAUUCAGAAAUUAAUGAAGUGAAAAAUGAUUCACAGAAAAAAAUUAAAAAGGAAAGAAAAAAGGGACCACUGGUUAAACAAUGGAGAUACUCCAACAUCUUCCAUGAUGAAAUUAAUGGUGCAGCAUUAGCAGCAAUAAAGACGAGGCUGGGUAUGUAUUAUGCUGAAAGUGAUGCAGUGAGGAAAAAGGCCAAGCAGGCUAGGCCUCAAGAUGCUGUACAGACUACCCAAGUUCAGCCAGAACAAAUUCGACCUACACAUACUGUUACUAUAUACACAUGAACUUUGCUUUAUUUAAUUUUAGCCACCUUAAAGCAUGCGAAAAUUAGAUUAGUCAUAUGUAUACUGCUUAAUAUAACAAUAUUAGCAUUAGUCAUAUGUUAUAUAUCAUUUAUAUCUACAUAUAUGAUUUAUUACUUAGUUUUAAUUAAUUUAUAUGCAUUAUAUCAUUGUCUUGCAAGCAUUUUUAAUCUGCAUUAUAGCAGCAAAUUGUAAGACUUGUCGAGAGAUUUUUUUAAAAAAAGUUUGUUGAGUAUUAUCAUAUUGAUAACAUGCAACCAAUGUAUCUAGGUUAUAGUUAGGGCUUAAUAAUCAUUGAAAUGUAUCAAAAACUGUGGAAAUGCAAUUAUAAGAAUACCACAAUUAUCAUAUGAUGUAAUCAAAAUGUCAUUAUAUUUUUCAGAUCUCAAAAACAUAUACUGUAAGUAUUAAUUUAUUGUUUAAAUAACAGUUUUGUAAGCUCAGAUUUUUGUUAUAAAUGAAUGUUGCAACAAUAAUACACAAAUAGUUUGCAGUAUAAAGU
This is a messenger RNA of Parnassius mnemosyne (clouded apollo), 2196 nucleotides long. The record is from the annotation of a GenBank genome assembly. NCBI's taxonomy places the organism in Eukaryota, Metazoa, Arthropoda, Insecta, Lepidoptera, Papilionidae.